AUGGGUUAUUUCUUAAAGCUGCUCCCCACAGCCUGGCACCUGGAGCAGAAGAUGAACCAACUAGGCAGCGUCCAUGCCCUGGAGGCCCUGAGCUCAGCAGCCAGGGCCUCUCGGGAGCUGCAGCUUGUGCCCCGCCCCCGGGAAAGGUGCUCAGAGGCCAGGGCGGGCCGGGCGACAGCAGCGGGAACCUGCUCACGCAGCCCCAAGCGGCCCCAGGGCGGCGGAGCGGAAAGCUAUGGAAAGCCUGGGUCAGGGAAGGAGAGAAGGGGUGGGGCGGACAGGACCCGGGCCGGCCAGAGCCCCUGUCAUCGGCCCGAGAGGCAGGGGCAGGAAAGUGGGCGAAUCCCGGGCCCUGGGAAAGACAGGGAUCCGGAGUCUGCGGCCUUGGCAAAGGAGGGGAGGUGGGGGGAAGAUGCAAGGGGAACGGGGUGGUCCCUCCCUUGCGAGCCUGGCCCCCCGUGUGGGCGGGACGCUGCUCUGGACCCGCCCACUCUCCGGCCAUCAGGCGCAGCCUGGCCCGGGCCGGACACAGCCCCCGCACACCUCCCCUGGCCCCCCUUCCGCGCCCCGCCCGCCCCGGCAGCCCUGGCCGGGUCGGGGGCGGGGGUGGGGGGCGGCGUGGGGGAGGGAGAGGAAGAGAGCUGGGCCCCGGUCUUUUCCCGUCUAGUCCCACUAACUCCCAAGUUCACUCCCACGCCUCGCCCACUUACACUCCGCAGCUCCCCGGGCCGGGGGAGGCCCCAGCCCGGGCCCCUCCCGCCUGGUUACAUAAGGUCCCGGCGCGGCUGCCCCCCCCCCCCCCCCCCCCCCCGCCCGAGCCCCGGGGGAGAGGCCGGAGCGCCCCCCCCCCCGGCCUGCGGGACAGCGCCGGCCCUGCGGGGACAGAGGGGACGCCUCCUGGUCCGGACCUGGCAGGGGGAUUCCCCAUCUCCUCCUUCUAGCUCUCGCCCAGUCCAACCCGCUGCCCCCGCUCCAGCCACCUGUCUCCGGUACCCAAGGGAGUCAGGACACUCUCCUGUCCUAUGCGGGAGCCAGGAAUCGGGGUCCCGCUUCCGCGGACCCCCCGGUCCAGAGUCCGAGGUCCCAGCGCCCCCCGCUCCUCCGGCCCAGCUCACCUCGACCUGA
Vombatus ursinus (common wombat) is the source of this 1125-nucleotide messenger RNA. RefSeq names its product basic proline-rich protein-like. The record is from RefSeq and is a predicted model, not a curated record. The transcript has 3 exons. The coding region runs from base 1 to 1125 and encodes 374 amino acids. NCBI's taxonomy places the organism in Eukaryota, Metazoa, Chordata, Mammalia, Diprotodontia, Vombatidae.